Nicotiana attenuata is the source of this 569-nucleotide messenger RNA. RefSeq lists its product as uncharacterized. Lineage: Eukaryota; Viridiplantae; Streptophyta; Magnoliopsida; Solanales; Solanaceae. The annotation marks the transcript as partial. The transcript has a single exon. The record is from RefSeq and is a predicted model, not a curated record.
AUGCAACAGCAGCAACCAUCAAUGAUGAAUCGGAGCUAUGGGAUUUGGCCGCCGACAAUGACAAUUGAUCAGAUGAAGUUUCAGAACCCUAAUGUUAUGAAGGGCCAUGGAUUUGUUGCCGGAGGAAAGCUGUCGAAAAACUUAGGACCUAGGAACAAUUGGAAGGGUAAAAAGGGAAUUAAGAAUGAUAAGAGGAUGGAUAGUGGGAGGAGAAAAGAAAAGGCUAUAAUGGCUUCUGGGUAUCUUAAUGGUGAUGGAAAUGUUGGAGGAUUUAGUGGUGGAUAUAAGCCACCAACACUUAAUGAAUUGCAAAAUCAGAACAGAUUAAAGGCCAGGAGAUUUUUCCCUAAGAAGAAAUUUUAUCAUAAUAAUAAUAAUAACAACAAUAUGGGUGCCCCUUUUGCUCCCAGGAACACGACGUCAUUUAUUAUUAGGGCAAAGAAGAGUGGUGGUAUUGCCUCAUUGGUGUCACCCUGUCCUGUGACUCCGGCAGUGUUGCCAACCCCAAAUUUCUCUCCGUCGAGGGAGGUAUUGGUGGAUAUGGCGAAGGAGGAGUGGGGGGUUGAUGG